CCCUCACCACCACCACACGCACCACCCUCCCCCCGCCGCCAUGACCACCACCGCCCGCGAGCACCUGCUGGUGGUGCGCCGGCGUAGCCCCCACAUGCGCUACACCCUCAGCCCCGAGAACCUCCGCACUCUCUCUGCCCAGGGUGGAGGUAGCAGUGGAGGCCCGAGCAGUGGAGCGGCUGGUGUCGGAGGCUCACGCUCGGGCCCGGGCGACGGCGGCGCACCUCUGGGAUUGCAGCGGGCCAACAGCGACACGGACCUGGUGACGUCGGAGAGCCGCUCGUCACUGACGGCGUCCACCUACCAGUACACGUUGGGCCGCGGCCAGAACCUGGUCAUCUCCUGGGACAUCAAGGAGGAAGUGGACGCCACCGACUGGAUUGGCCUGUACCAGAUCGAUGAGACGUGUCCGGCUAAUGUAUGGGACUCGAAGAACCGCGGGGUGAACGGCACGCAGAGGGGGCAGAUCGUCUGGAGACUGGAGCCGGGGCCCUACUUCAUGGAGCCCGAGACUAAGAUCUGCUUUAAAUACUAUCAUGGAGUAAGUGGAGCCCUCAGAGCUACAACUCCCUGCAUUACAAUCAAGAACCCUGGAGUUCCAGCGGGAGCAGAGGGUCAAGUGGAUGGCCAUUCCGUGACAGAACACUGUCGGAAGCUGGUCAGCUUCACUCUGUCAGACAUCCGUGCCCAGGGCCUGAAAAAGGGCAUGUUCUUCAACCCUGACCCCUAUCUGAAGAUGUCCAUUCAGCCGGGGAAGAGAGGCAACUUCCCCACCUUCACCCACCACGGCCAGGAGAGGAGAGCCUCCAUCAUCACCAACACCACCAACCCUGUGUGGCAUGGAGAGAAGUAUACGUUUGUGGCUCUUAUGACGGAUGUUUUGGAAAUUGAGGUCAAGGACAAGUUUGCCAAAAGUCGCCCAAUCAUCAAGCGCUUUCUUGGUCAGCUGACCAUCCCUGUGCAGAGACUCUUGGAGAGACACACCUCAGGAGACCAGCCCGUGAGCUAUACCCUGUGUCGGCGGUUGCCCACAGAACAGGUCAGCGGCCAGCUUCAGUUCAGAGUGGAGAUCACUACAGGACAUGAAGAUCUCGUGGGCUCUAUACUCGGCGCCUCCUCCAUGAACGGGGACCCGGGGAGCCCAUCUGACGACGAGGACAUCCUUCACCCCGCCUCCUCCUCCCGCCUCCUCCGUGGCCCCUCCCCCACCGGCUCCGAGGGCUCCCUCCACGCCGACGCCCUCCACAACGGCAACGGAUCUGACGAUGACCGCUUGCGCGAGCUCCGGACGGGUGCCAACGGUGGGCCGGACUCCCCCGACGAGGGCCUCGGCAGUCACACCCACCGGCAGGUGUCCCUCAACGACUACCUGGACGCCAUCGAGGCCCCCAAGGGCCCCGGAGAGAGGCCCCUGGGGGCUGCCUCGCCCAAGCUGCGCUCCAGCUUCCCAACGGACACGCGGCUCAACGCCAUGCUGCACAUCGACUCCGACGAGGACGAGGAGGGGGCCGCCUCCCGCAGCAGCAGCAGCGCGGCCGAUGCCCACCCGCCGGCCCUGACCAACGGGGCGCCGCCAGCGGCCGCAGCAGCAGCAGCAGCAGCAGCGUCGGCCCCUGCGGCAGCACCAGCCCCAGCGCUAGCGGCAGGGGAGGAGGGAGAGGAGGUGUGGCAGAGGAGGCGGAGCCUACAGGCGUCUGCGAAUGCCAGUCAGGAGGAAGCGGCGCGGUCCUCUGAGGCAAGCGGGCCCGCCACAGAAUCAGGACAUGUUGCCAUGGAAACAGACGGAGGGUUAGCCGGGGCCCAGGUGAAUGGUCAUCAGGGUGUACGCUCCCUCCCCUCGGUGCGACACGAGAUCAGCCGCUACCAAAGAGUGGAUGAGCCCCUACCUCCUAACUGGGAGGCGCGUAUAGACAGCCACGGGCGGAUCUUCUACGUGGACCAUGUGAACCGCACCACCACGUGGCAGAGGCCCACCGCACCCCCCGCCCCUCAGGUGCUGCAGCGCUCCAACUCCAUCCAGCAGAUGGAGCAGCUCAACCGCAGGUACCAGAGUAUCCGCCGGACGAUGACCAAUGAGAGGACAGAUGAGCAGGCGGCAGAGAUGCCCCCAGAGGACAGUGAUCUCAUGCACCACGCAAUACCUGAGUACCGUCGGGACAGCGUGGUUCCCCCCUCCAGCUCCCGUUCGCGUCUCUCUCUGCUGCUGCAGUCCCCCAGCGCCAAGUUCCUCACCAGCCCCGACUUCUUCGCCGUGUUGCAUUCCAACCCCAGUGCCUACCGCCUGUUUACAAGUAACACCUGCCUGAAGCACAUGAUCAGUAAGGUGCGUCGGGACGCACACAACUUUGAGCGCUACCAGCACAACCGUGACCUGGUCACCUUCCUCAACCUGUUUGCCAACAAACAGCUGGAGCUUCCCCGUGGCUGGGAGAUGAAGCAUGACCACACUGGAAAGCCUUUCUUUGUAGACCAUAACUGCCGCUCCACCACCUUCAUUGACCCCCGGCUGCCCCUGCAGAGCGCCCGGCCCAGUAGCCUGCUGGCCCACCGCCAGCAUCUGAGCCGCCAGCGUAGUCACAGCGCCGGGGAGGUGAGCACCCGACGCAUGGUGGGAGAUGACCCACGGCAUGGUGGACCCCCAGUUCUUCCUCGGCCCUCCAACACUUUCAACAACCGAAACCAAUGCCAGGACGUAGUGCCCACAGCCUACAACGACAAGAUUGUAGCGUUUCUACGGCAACCCAACAUCUUCGAUAUCCUACAGGAGAGACAGCCGGAGCUCAUCAGAAAUCACUCGCUCAGGGAGAAGGUGCAGUUCAUCCGUAAUGAAGGAGCGUCUGGCCUGGCUCGUCUUUCCAGUGAUGCUGACCUCGUCAUUCUGCUAAGUCUGUUUGAAGAGGAAGUGAUGUCGUACGUGCCGCCCCAUGCCUUACUGCACCCCAGCUACUGCCAAUCACCGCGAGGCUCGCCGGUGUCCUCCCCCCAAAACUCUCCUGGCACACAACGAGCGAAUGCGCGAGCCCCAGCUCCAUACAAACGGGAUUUCGAGGCCAAGCUGAGGAAUUUCUAUCGCAAGUUAGAGACGAAAGGUUAUGGACAGGGGCCGGGAAAGGUUAAGUUGAUCAUACGCAGGGACCAUCUUUUGGAAGACGCCUUCAACCAGAUCAUGUGCUACUCCCGUAAGGACCUGCAGAGGAGCAAGCUCUAUGUCAGUUUUGUGGGUGAGGAGGGGUUGGACUACAGCGGCCCAUCGAGAGAGUUCUUCUUCCUGGUGUCCCGUGAGCUGUUUAAUCCGUACUACGGACUGUUUGAAUACUCGGCCAACGACACCUACACCGUGCAGAUAAGCCCCAUGUCCGCCUUUGUGGAUAACCAUCAUGAAUGGUUCCGGUUUAGUGGGCGAAUCCUGGGCCUGGCUUUGAUCCAUCAGUACCUGCUGGACGCCUUUUUCACACGGCCCUUCUACAAGGGGCUCCUGCGCAUCCCUUGUGAUUUGAGUGAUCUGGAGUACCUGGACGAGGAGUUCCACCAGAGUCUGCAGUGGAUGAAGGAUAACGACAUCGAGGAUAUUCUGGACCUCACCUUCACUGUCAACGAGGAAGUCUUUGGCCAGAUCACUGAGCGUGAGUUGAAGCCGGGCGGCGCGAACAUCCCUGUGUGUGAGAAGAACAAGAAGGAGUACAUAGAGCGCAUGGUGAAGUGGCGCAUCGAGAGAGGGGUGGUGCAGCAGACGGAGAGCCUGGUCCGCGGCUUCUACGAGGUGGUAGAUGCACGACUGGUUUCAGUAUUUGACGCCCGAGAGCUGGAACUGGUGAUUGCCGGCACAGCAGAGAUUGAUCUGGCAGACUGGAGAAAUAACACAGAGUAUAGAGGAGGUUACCAUGACAACCACAUAGUCAUCCGCUGGUUCUGGGCCGCCGUCGAAAGAUUCAACAAUGAGCAAAGACUCCGACUGCUGCAGUUUGUGACGGGCACCUCCAGUAUCCCCUACGAAGGCUUCGCUUCCCUCCGGGGCAGCAACGGCCCGCGGCGCUUCUGCGUGGAGAAGUGGGGGAAGAUCACCUCCCUGCCCAGAGCUCACACCUGUUUCAACCGGCUGGAUCUGCCGCCCUACCCCUCGUUCUCCAUGCUGUAUGAGAAGAUGCUCACAGCCGUGGAGGAGACCAGCACCUUCGGCCUGGAGUGACCUCUCACCCACGACCCGCAAACUCCCCGCUCGCCCGCUCCAGACUGCUGCUCGACCUCCACGACCCUGCCUCUCUCCCUCUCCCUGUCCCUUUUGAAAGGUCUAAAAGUGAAAGGACUCUGCAUAAGGGGCCUGUUCACUGACCCACAGCUAGACUUAAAGGCCAAUGGAGCACGUUAAAAAAAAAAAACCAACACCAUCAGGUGAUUAAACACAGCCUCACUCACACACACACACACACACACACACACACACACACACACACACACACACACACACACACAUCCUCACUGUAGAGAAGUUUACGAUUACAAGACACUCACACAGAGAAACACUUCUGUGCACACACACACACACACACACACACAUACAUUCUCUCUCACAUGCGCCCCACACAUCAUCACCCCUUCUCCAAACUUGUGCCUGGACGGAAAUGGUGGACAGAUUUGAGUUCCUUUAAAACAAAGAGGGUUAAGGACCUAAAUGUUUCUAGAACCUCAAGAGAACCCCCUCCUGUACGAUGGACUCCCACUGGGAACUGGGAGUGGAACCGAUCACAGAUAUGAAAAGAACAAAAGUGGUGUGACGCCUUGUUUUUUUGGAAAAUGUCACAAAGGAAUGGGUGAAAGGGAACCACAGGAAGAAGGAAGCCACUGAAGGAAGAAAGACUUUUCCGACUGAAGGGGAAAGCUUCAUCCCCAGUCUGUAAACCUUGUGAAGGCAUGAAGGUGUGCACCAAUGAAAGAUGUGGUGAUAUAACCCUCCCAUGGAAGCUUGGAUGGAGCUCUUCUGUCUUCUGUUUCUAUAUGAACCAAACUUUUUUUGUACCAAAACACGACAAUAUCAUCAUGUGAAUGUACAGCGAGAUAUUGUGUCACUUAAUCACAGCUUUCUUGUAGUGGCUUUUUGCUCACCUGGGGAAAAAAGGACUUCAGUGAGACCAAAACAACCGGACUUUAAUAUCUGGUGUAGGCACCACGUUUUGACAUUUUCACACUUAGCCUCCCUUAGUUCUUGAUGUAAUGCUGGCUUUUCACCAUUAUAUUAUUAAUAUGUUAUGUUAUUUUAAACAUGGUCAGUAUCAACUUAGUUUUACUUUGUGAAUGAUGUUUAUUUGAGUUAAUCGUUUUAUUUGAUUUUAUUUUGCUGGUAGAUUUGAGUGUCUGCAAUGCAGAAUUUGUCAUGGUCUAUCAGUUUUUCAAGAACGUUGUUGAAGUUCCACACCAAUGCACAAUAGUUUAUAAUAGGAGCACAGGGCACCAUGUUUCACACAAAUUACACACAUCUGUGUACCAAACCACAAAUGCAUGGAAACCAAGAACGAACGUGUAUGUCAUUGGAAAAACAUGGCUGAUGCAAAGAUCAUCUGGAGAGCAACCUGUUCUCUGACAGAUAGAAAACACACACAUACACACACACACACACACACACACACACACACACACUGUGUCACACACACACACACACACACACACAACAUACUGUGUCUUUGCAUUUCAGUCAAUAUCCAAAACAAUGUGGAAGAUCAUCUGAUACUGAAAGUCAUCUACAGUGACUUUCAGAUAUCAUUCUUCAGAUCUCUGGUGGACGAUAAGGAGCAGAGAAGGAGAAACACUAGAUCAAGCAGAGGGGGGGUUCCACAGUCAUUACAGAGUUAUCAUAUCCGGGAACACACUCUCAUUUACACAAUAUAACAGUUUCACCUCAGAGUAUUACAUACAUUUGAUCAAACUUUAGCAUGUUAUGUUAGGCCUGGAAUGUGAGCAUUUAUGUCAUUUAUGUUAAAUGAAGGACACACCUUAUAUUUUUUUCAAAUCAGUUUCCUGUUAACAUGUACAUGUCCUGAUGAUCACCAUGUAGUUCGGUGGGAACAUCAUUCCCAUCGAUGUGUAUCAAACACGUUCUACUUCUUGGAUACACCAUAUCUGGUACACCUGGGCAUGCUCACCUGUGCCCACACUCUUGGGGAAAAAAAAGAUUCUAGAUCUUGAAUGCUUCAGGGCUGGUCAAGCCUUUGAGGGUUCUUUCUGAUUACCAGCGUGGGGGCUAACUAUCAGGCAUGAUAAACAUGCUACAUAAUGAAGUCUUUUUUAGCAUAGACGUCUGUGUAAAUGAGGCUGUUUUUAGAACAGAACCCCUUGAACUCAUUUUUGUUUUGUUUUUUCCAGGAGAGUAGAGUCUACAAAUAACAUGUUACUUUGAGGUCUCCAGAUAUCUGGAAUGUACUCUUACUGUGACACUUUAGUAACGAGUUUGUCAGAAUGGAAGAGAAAUAGAAGGAAUGACACGCUCCACAAUGUUCGCAAAAGGCCGGUGUGUAAGCUCAUGUGGCCUAAGUUUACUUAGUAAAGCAUUUGCUUUUGAUAACUCUCUUUCCCACUCACUUGCUCUCUUUUGUUCGCUCUCUCUCUCUACCUUUCUUUCCUUCUUUUUCUCUUUCACUCUCUCACUCUCAUUUUUCUGUCCGCAAUGCCUGUGUAGAUGUUGCACUGAAUGUACCAAAGGCAUCAGGCUGACUAGGACUACCCUUAGUCAUAUCUCCAAUACACUCUGCUUUUUUUUAUCUUCACCACCAAACAACUACGAGCGAUAAGCUAGACAAUACCCAGGUCUCACAGGCAUUGACGGUUGGUGCAGUAGGCUACGCUAUGCUCCUUAAAAACAGAUGAGCUCAGAGACAUGGCUGUGCAAUAGGGCCCUUGUGGGAAUCCUUAUUUGGACACUUUGGACAAACUCAUCCAAAAACAUUGUUUUAUUGACCACAACUUUGUACAUUGAACCAGUUACAAUUUUUAAUGAUUAAACCCCUAUUUGUAACUUCUAACUACAUACAUUUAGUUCCAUCAGAGAUGGUUAAUUGAUCCUGAAUUUGUUUGUAUGGAUAAACAAUGAUUGGGGCCAUGCAGACACAGUCAAUUUUGUGAAUGAUACUUUUCUGCACCUAUGUAACCUUUUUUCUAAAUAUUGCCACCUUUAUGUAUUUAUUUUGUACUGGGACGUAGUAGUCCUUGACACCCUGUUAUGUGAUUGGACGGCCUCUGUGUCUCCAGUUCCUGCCACUCUUCUGAUUGGGCCUGGGUGACGCCUGUCAGCGCACAUGCUCCACUCUAUGCAAGGCUGUUUCUCCUCAUGUCACCACUGAUUGUAUAAAAUACGAAAACUGUUGGAGAAAAAA
This is a messenger RNA of Alosa alosa (allis shad), 7361 nucleotides long. RefSeq names its product HECT, C2 and WW domain containing E3 ubiquitin protein ligase 2b (gene hecw2b). Gene Ontology annotation, molecular function: protein binding; ubiquitin-protein transferase activity. The record is from RefSeq and is a predicted model, not a curated record. The coding region runs from base 41 to 4186 and encodes 1381 amino acids. Gene Ontology annotation, biological process: regulation of dendrite morphogenesis. Lineage: Eukaryota; Metazoa; Chordata; Actinopteri; Clupeiformes; Clupeidae. The transcript has 29 exons.